AUGACUUCCAGUAGCCGGGCGCCUCCUAGAGAUCAGAAACGCGGGGACGCCGAGAUGUUCGGAGCCGCGCUUUCGCUGCCGCCCCUGCUGCUGCUGCUCCUGUGCUGGGCGCCGCUGGACGAGGCAGCCCCCAAACAGGACGAGGUCCAGCGCCUCCCCGGACUGGCCAAGCAGCCGAGUUUCCGCCACUACUCCGGCUACCUCCGCGGCACCGGCUCCAAGCACCUGCACUAUUGGUUUGUGGAGGCCCAGAAUGAUCCCCAGAACAGCCCUGUGGUACUGUGGCUCAACGGGGGUCCCGGCUGCAGCUCCCUGGAUGGCUUACUCACGGAGCAUGGCCCCUUCCUGAUCCAGCCAGAUGGCACAACCCUGCAGUACAACCCCUAUUCUUGGAAUAUGAUUGCCAACAUGCUGUACCUCGAGUCCCCAGCGGGAGUGGGCUUCUCUUACUCGGAUGACAAGUAUUAUAUGACCAAUGACACUGACGUCGCCCAGAGCAAUUAUGAAGCCCUUAAGGAUUUCUUCCAGCUCUUUCCAGAAUACAAGGACAACAAGCUUUUCCUGACCGGAGAGAGCUAUGCCGGUGUCUACAUUCCCACCCUGGCUGUUUUGGUCAUGCAAGACCCCAGCAUGAACCUACAGGGGCUGGCCAUCGGCAAUGGACUCUCCUCCUAUGAGCAGAAUGACAACUCCCUGGUCUAUUUCGCCUACUACCAUGGUCUCCUGGGGAACAGGCUCUGGUCUUCCCUCCAGACCCAUUGCUGCUCUCAAAACCAGUGUAACUUCUAUGACAACAAAGACAAGGAAUGCAUAAACUAUCUCAACGAAGUGUCUAACAUUGUGGGCAAGUCUGGCCUCAAUAUCUACAACCUGUACGCCCCCUGUGCCGGAGGAGUACCCGGCCACGUCAGGAACGAAGAGAACACCGUCAUCGUCCAGGAUCUGGGCAACAUCUUCACUCGCCUGCCAUUCAGGCGGACGUGGCAUCAGGCACUGCUGCGUUCUGGGGAUAAGGUGCGCCUGGACCCCCCCUGCACCAACACCACAGCCGUCUCCAACUACCUCAAUGACCCUUACGUGCGGAAGGCCCUGCACGUCCCCCAGCAGCUGCCCAAGUGGGACAUGUGCAACUUCCUGGUGAAUUUGCAGUACCGCCGCAUCUACCAAACCAUGAACGCCCAGUACCUCAAGCUGCUCAGCGCGCAGAAAUACCGGAUCCUGAUCUACAAUGGCGAUGUGGACAUGGCCUGCAAUUUCAUGGGGGAUGAGUGGUUUGUGGAUUCCCUGAAUCAGAAGGUGGAGGUACAGCGGCGGCCCUGGUUAGUGGGCUACGGGGAGAGCGGGGAGCAGGUUGCCGGCUUCGUGAAGGAGUUCUCCCACAUUGCGUUCCUCACCAUCAAGGGCGCUGGACACAUGGUCCCCACCGACAAGCCCCAAGCUGCCUUCACCAUGUUCUCUCGCUUCCUGAACCAUGAGCCAUACUGA
Molecule: messenger RNA, 1485 nt
Organism: Elephantulus edwardii (Cape elephant shrew)
Lineage: Eukaryota; Metazoa; Chordata; Mammalia; Macroscelidea; Macroscelididae
Gene: CTSA
Product: cathepsin A
Exons: 14
Coding region: 1-1485 (494 amino acids)
Biological process (GO): proteolysis
Molecular function (GO): serine-type carboxypeptidase activity
Source: RefSeq, a predicted model, not a curated record